GGAUUUGUGUGCACAUUACAGUAUGAUGCAGGACCGCAGAGAACAGGCCAGACAGGAUCUGAAAGGAUUGGAGGAGACUGUGGCCAAAGAGCUGCAGACUCUGCACAACCUCAGGAAAUUGUUUGUUCAGGAUCUGGCGACUCGUGUGAAGAAGAGUGCAGAGAUGGACUCUGAUGAAACUGGUGGCAGUGCUGCUCAGAAGCAAAAGAUCUCUUUCCUGGAGAACAAUCUAGAACAACUCACCAAGGUCCACAAACAGCUGGUGCGUGAUAAUGCUGACCUGCGCUGUGAGCUUCCUAAACUUGAGAAGCGUCUGCGGGCGACAGCGGAGCGUGUGAAGGCUCUAGAGUCAGCACUCAAAGAGGCCAAAGAGAACUCGGCCCGUGACCGCAAGCGAUACCAGCAAGAGGUGGACCGCAUUAAAGAGGCCGUGAGAGCCAAAAACAUGGCCCGCAGAGGACACUCCGCACAGAUAGCUAAACCCAUCAGGCCUGGUCAGCAACCUGUAGCUUCUCCUACACACCCCAACGUGCUGCGUGGAGGUGGUGGUGUGCUCUACCAGAACAGCCAACCUAUGCCUAUCAGAGGAGGUGGCGCUAAACAAGAGAAGAGCUGAAGAUGAGUUUAUUUUUGUUCCCUCACUACCGAAGCUGCAAGAAGUCUUCAUGGAAAUCUGUCAUUCCAUUAACAUAAUCCCUCCUGCUGGUGCACAUGGGAGGACGUCUG
Messenger RNA from Sinocyclocheilus grahami, 726 nucleotides. Its product is annotated as kinesin-1 heavy chain-like. The coding region runs from base 23 to 616 and encodes 197 amino acids. The record is from RefSeq and is a predicted model, not a curated record. The transcript has 6 exons. Lineage: Eukaryota; Metazoa; Chordata; Actinopteri; Cypriniformes; Cyprinidae.